AUGGCCAGUCCCUUGUCACCGUCACCUCCCCCACGGGAUGAAUUCGCAGAGGACAAGGACAAGCAUCUCGGGAAUGGGUCCGGAUUCGAGAUCGAUGACCAUCUAGCGGCCAGCCCAAGACCUCGUGUGGCGGGGGUCUUGUGGACUAGGGACCCCAGCCCUUCCCCCCACCCCUACCUCCACCCCCUUACCCCGUCCCCCCGCGGGCUCACUACGCAUGCCCGGCUUCCUGCAGGACCGCUCUCAGCUCGUCCUAGGGCGGGGCGGGGGCGGGGUGAACUCCGGGCCGGCUCCCUGACUGGCGGGCAGCCGGACCAAUCGGAGGGCGCUCCGGGGGGCGGGGGUGGGCGCGCCGGCCGGUCGCGGGAGCUGCACCGCGGUGGCGGCUCGGGCAGGGACGGGGCGGCCGGAGGAUGCGGCGAGGGGCUGCGCUCGCCGCGCCAGCUACCACCGCCCGGUUCGGGCCUGAGCGCCGUGCAGGUGGGUACAGGUGCGCCGGGCGGGGCAGGCUGGCCCCGGGACCCGUGGCAAGGGGCGCGGGGACGGGGUCGCCCGCCUCUCUCCAGCCAUCUGCACCCUCCGGACCCCGCCCCACGCAUCCCACCUCCCAGGUCUCCCAUCCUUCCGAUCCAUCCCCCAACCCCCUUCAACGUCACCCAGCCCGGGGACUGCGCCACCUCCACCAAUGCACCCUCCCACCUCCCCAACCUCCUCUCUCCCGCAUGCGCCCCGAUUUCUAUGCCGCCCCUCAUUCCUCCCAGAGCCAAGGAAGGGGAGGAGACCCACCCCGGGUCUCCGGGGAGUGGCGCGGGGGGCGUGGCGGCUGUCCCCUGGCGCCCUCCUGCCCAGUGGGCCUGGGUCCCUGGGUGGCACUAA
This is a messenger RNA of Chrysochloris asiatica (Cape golden mole), 876 nucleotides long. Its product is annotated as splicing factor, proline- and glutamine-rich-like. Bases 1 to 876 code for a protein of 291 amino acids. NCBI's taxonomy places the organism in Eukaryota, Metazoa, Chordata, Mammalia, Afrosoricida, Chrysochloridae. The transcript is spliced from 2 exons. The record is from RefSeq and is a predicted model, not a curated record.